UGGUUUUAAAUACAAAUAGAACAUAUUCAUUUUGGUUAAUUUCAUGGUCGUUUGAACUGUCUGCUUGCGUUGAUUUUAGUGUGAUUCAUGAAUUUUACAGACAUAUUAGACUUCAUUUAACUAUUUCCACUUAAUUUAUAGUUCAAAAUGGGGUGUAAUUAAAAUUGAUGACUGUCUAUUAACCAAAAAUAAUAACCAGUUUAGUUUACUGAACAAAAAGAAAAAGAAGAUGGAGAACAAUUUGAGCCGCAGCGGCAGCAGAUCGAGCUCAGUAUGUGAGCUGGAGAAGGAUCUUAGCGAUAUGGAAAUAUUGAAAAACAGAUCAAGCCGACGUAGUAAUGUAUUCCCUCGAACCCAACCAGCGCGAAAAGCGAAACGAGUCAGAUUCUUCCGAAAUGGUGAUAAAUUUUAUUCAGGAGUUAUAAUUCCGGUCUUGCCAGAAAGAUACAGGUCUUUUGAUAGUCUAACAGCUGAUUUGACUAGGGUGCUAGUUGACAAUGUAACACUGCCAAGUGGUGUUCGAACUAUAUACUCACUUGAAGGUAGAAAAAUAGGUAAACUAGACGAUCUGGAAGACGGACAGUCGUAUGUGUGCAGCGGAUUCGGCGAGCCGUUCAAACGGCUGGACUACGAGGCCAGCGCCGUGACACCACAGUCGUUCAGACUCAGCGGACCUGAAUCUCUGAGUGAUAGUGCAAGCCCAUCGCCAGCGAGAGCUAAUAAUAACAAAUGGCCGCGAUGUCCAAAUGGUAGCAGCACUACUGGCAAUGGAACGCCACGCAUCAGCCCCGCCGGCGAGAACGUGGUCAGGCCACGACUAGUGACUAUUAUUAGAAAUGGAGUCAAACCUCGCAAGGUAUGUCGUUUAUUACUGAACAAGCGCAACAGUCCGACGCUGGAGCACGCGCUGGCGGCCAUCACUGAGUGCAUCAAGCUGGACACGGGCUGCGUCCGCAAGGUGUUCACGUCGGCCGGCGCACCCGUCACUGCGCUGCACCAAUUCUUCGAAGACGAGGACGUAUUCUUUGCGUAUGGUAAUGAAAGGGUCAAUCAAGAAGAUUUUGAACUCGAGUUUGAAGAAAAUAAAGCUGUGUCGCAAUGCAAGAAAACUCCAAUCACCAGAAAUUCUAGGUCGGGCCCGAAGCCGCGCAUGCCGGUGAAGUGCGGGCGCUCGGCGCGCUCGGCGCUGGCGCCGGGCGCGGGCGCGGGCGCGGCGGGCGGCGCGGGGGGGGACGCGCCCGCCGACCUCGCGCCGCCCGCGCCGCCGCUGCCGCACCCGCUGCGGCUCAAGUACUCCGUCGGGAAGAUUAUCGGUGACGGUAACUUUGCUGUUGUACGGACUUGCAAGGACAAGACCACAGGAAAGGACUACGCCCUUAAAAUUAUUGACAAAGCGAAAUGUAAAGGCAAGGAACACUAUGUAGAAGCCGAGGUGAGAGUAAUGAGGAAGCUCUGUCACCCGCGCAUAGUGUCACUGAUCGAAGAACAGGACAGUCCAGAGUGGCUGUUCCUCGUCAUGGAAUUAGUUAGUGGUGGAGACUUGUUUGAUAGUAUUGCAGCUGCUUCCAAAUUCUCUGAACCACAAGCGCGUUUGCUAAUCGGCCACCUAACAUCAGCUAUUGCAUAUCUACACUCGCUUUCUAUAGUGCAUCGUGACAUCAAACCUGAAAAUUUAUUGGUGGAAGUUGGUCCAGACGAAAGCAUACGCGGCCUGAAGCUGGCUGACUUCGGACUCGCCGUGGAAGUCUGGCGUCCGCUGCACGCCGUGUGCGGCACGCCCACAUACGUCGCGCCAGAAAUACUACUCGAAACCGGCUACGGUUUGAAGAUCGACGUGUGGGCGGCGGGGGUGAUCUUGUACAUCCUUUUGUGUGGGUUCCCGCCGUUCUCGUCGCCGGACGGCGACCAGGAGAAGCUAUUCGACGCGAUCUUGUCGGCGCGGCUGGAGUUCCCGGCGCCACACUGGGAGCGCGUGUCGGCCGCCGCCAUCGACCUCGUCGCCAACAUGCUGCGCCCGCAGCCCGAGCUACGCUUUGCUGCCGAGGACGUACUGGACCACGCCUGGAUGGCGGAUGACUAUGACGAGAGCUGCGACUUCCGCACGUGGUACGACGACGACUCGUCAUAGCGUGCACCCGCGCGCAGCCGCUCGGCUCCCGCGCACUGCUGACGCGCUCGCGCAUGCGCCCUCGCGCCACCCAGCCUGACAUCGCGCCGCACCGCCCUCUUCAUUUAUGCUACCGCUUUAGCGUUUAACGUUGUUUCAACGUCACCUUUGGCGGAGACAGACAGAUCUCGUCCGAAUCCUAUUUAAUAAUAGUACGAGAAAGCCCGUCGCUCCGGUCGCGUGAUUGUUUUCGACAAUACUCGUGUAUGCCUUUCGACAUGUUAACACCGAUACCAAAGUUAUUUUUUUAUGUAUUUUAUUUACUUGAAUACUGCAUGCAUACAUAAUUUAUUUAUAUAUUUUUAUAGUUCGUUUGGUGCAAACUCCGGUGCAGUAUUAUAAUUUCGUUAAUGACUAAAAGGACAUUGACCAAGCAAUCGGCGUGUUCGCUAGAAAUCGUAUGUGCAAGUUGUUACGUUGUGUGGGCGCCUGUAUGGCUCUGGAUGAGACAUUUUUUUGUUGUGUACACCCCAGUGUGAAACACCCGGUGCAGUAAUGUAUAUUGCUAAAGGGCAUUGUCAAACCAAUGCCUGAGCCCAGAGCUGUAAGGUGCCUUAAUGUUUUAACAAUAAAGAUGCCUUAGUAAUAAACGCUAUAUUUAAAAGUACUAGAAUGAUGUCAUUUGGCUUUUACAAAAUCCUUGACCAGCUUUUAGACCUCUAGGAUUUAUAGUAACUCAACCAUUCAUGUACAGAAUGAAAUUAAUUAGGUUUAAAAUAAAUAUUUAAAAUAAAUAAUUUUAUUUUAUGAUAAUCUGUAAUAUACAAGUAAUAUAUCUUAUUUAAUUAUUUUAAUGAGUUCGUAUUUAAAGGAGUGCAAGCUUAAUGAUAAGUUUUUGUAAUAUAUUAUGAUUUGCUUGUAGGCACACACUUGAUUCUAAAUCAUAUUGAUAUCUCUUGUCCUUUAUUGUUACAUUCCCCUUUGGAGAAGACACAUCAAUCGAUGUUCACAUUGCAAUGUGAACAAUGAAUUACCAAACCAUAUAAAUAAAUGCAAAAGUUCAUAAAGUACAUAUUCAUUUCACUUUUUUAAAACAAUUUUAAUGGUGGCAUUUUAGAUUCUUAAAAUAACAGUUGAAGACAAUAAACUAGUUACAUAGCUGUUUUCCAUUUACUUAUUCUCUCAUCUAAAUAAUACUUUGUAUGCUAAAAAUAUAAUAUCUAGCUUUCAUAGCAAUGUCUAAAGUGUAUUCUGCGUAUGAAGAGCGGUUUAUAGUAGAUCAUGCUUUGGCAGAAUUUAGCGUAUUAGAAACAAGCUAAAUCAUUUAUGAUUAGGUAAGUGCCAAAAUCAUGAACUACAUCUUGUGUCGCAUUCUCUUCUCAUGUCGUAGCAAUCCAUGUUCCUCUCGAAUAACUUAUAUUAUUACUUCCUACUUAGGUUAUUAUUUAUAGUGUUUAAUAACAUCAUUGAAGAACACCAAAUGCAAACCAUAAAUUAGACUAAUUUACAUUCCUUCACAGUUUAACAUGACGUGUUGCAGAGUGGCUAUUCUCUUGUUACGUCCACUAACAAAUAGAAACUAUUAAUUGCAUGC
Manduca sexta (tobacco hornworm) is the source of this 3701-nucleotide messenger RNA. RefSeq names its product serine/threonine-protein kinase GA29083. Bases 230 to 2128 code for a protein of 632 amino acids. The transcript has 14 exons. Gene Ontology annotation, biological process: intracellular signal transduction; protein phosphorylation. NCBI's taxonomy places the organism in Eukaryota, Metazoa, Arthropoda, Insecta, Lepidoptera, Sphingidae. The record is from RefSeq and is a predicted model, not a curated record. Gene Ontology annotation, molecular function: ATP binding; protein kinase activity.